AUGACACCUGAUAUUGAAUAUCUGCUUUCUUUGGAAGCUGUGAGAGAGAGAGCGGGAAAAGUGUUUGAGGCUGCGAAGAAAGAUGAGCUUUCUCAUUUCACUUAUCAUGCUGAGAAGUUGCCUGAAGCUGCGGCUUUUGUUGCUUCUGUGAUCAAUCGUGAUUUUGGUCCCGAUAAUUUCGCAGCCAUUCCACCUCACGGUCGCUGGCAACACUUUGAAGUCGGCAAUGUGGCCAGAAUCGACAAUCUAAGCCGUGGAUGGAAACAGAACGGGUGUGACGAGAUGGAGCAAGCUCGCAGAUUGAUUGAUCUGUUUGUUGUUUCUGUACUUCUGGAUGCUGGCGCUGGCGACACGUGGAAGUUUGAGGAACCUGGAUCUGGAGACAUCUACACUAGAAGCGAAGGCAUUGCAGUGGCGAGUCUGUAUAUGUUCACCGAAGGCGCUUUUUCGACGACGGAGGGGGUGAAGCAUAUGGUUGAUGCAAGGGGACUUCAAAGCAUCAACGAGGAAACACUCGCCAAGGGCUUCCAAAUCACCCCGUCGAACCCCAUGAUCGGUGUAGGCCCUCGAGCACAACUACUCUCCCGUCUCGGUGACUCUCUCCUCCAAAAUCCAGAGAUAUUCGGCCCCUCAGGACGUCCUGGAAACCUCGUCGACCACGUCAUCAACUCCGCCGACCCAGGUAGCAAAGAACUAGACUACCGCGUCUUCUGGAUGACUUUGCAAAAACUCCUUAUUCCCAUCUGGCCCAAAGAACGUACGCAGAUCGAUGGCACUCCCAUUGGUGACGCAUGGCCUCUAGCUGUGCUCCAAAGACAGAGUGAUGGUAAAGAUGUGAAGGCAGCCAUCCAGCCUUUCCACAAACUUACUCAGUGGUUGGCUUAUUCGCUUAUGGUACCUUUCGUACGCAUCAUGGGCUAUUCAUGGCGCAACGCGCAUCUCGGCACCGGAUUACCUGAAUACCGCAACGGAGGCCUAUUUAUCGACUUGGGCGUGCUUACCCUAAAACCUUCUGCUCUUUCGCGCGGUCUCUCUACUUCUGGACAAAAGCUUCCAAUGUUCAAGGAUAGUGGAGAUGAGAUUGUGGAGUGGAGGGCUUUGACAGUAGCACUUUUGGAUGAAGUGUAUAAGAUUGUUGAGAAACAGAUGAGGGAGAAGGGAGUACAGUUUAGUAUGGCGCAGAUGUUGGAGGCUGGAAGUUGGAAAGCUGGGAGGGAGUUGGCGGCCGAGAGGAGGCCGGAGACUAAAUCUAGUCCUAUCUUGAUUGAUGGUGAUGGUACGUUGUUCUGA
Messenger RNA from Aureobasidium subglaciale EXF-2481, 1290 nucleotides. RefSeq lists its product as uncharacterized. The coding region runs from base 1 to 1290 and encodes 429 amino acids. Lineage: Eukaryota; Fungi; Ascomycota; Dothideomycetes; Dothideales; Saccotheciaceae. The record is from RefSeq and is a predicted model, not a curated record. The transcript is spliced from 3 exons.